UACCACUACGACAAGCCACAACCCAGCUUCACAAUGGCUAUCCGGGAGCGAUUCCGCCGCGCCCUGCGCAGAUCUGACGACUCAGACACCAUCUCCCAGACAGACUCCAACGCGACGACAGCGUCGUCGGCCCGACAAAGCUCCAGCUCCGAAUCCGCUCCCCAACUGUCGCUGAAAAAGACCAGCUCAACACUAUCGAGAACGCUGGCCUCGCUCGGUAUUCGCGACAAGGAAAAGGACAAGGACAAGGAGGCGGCGAAGCGCGAGGAAAAGGACCGCAGGAGAAACAGGGGCCGGACGUACAAGCACCCGAGCGAAAAGCCCCUGACGGAGCAGAACCUGAAGCACCAGGAGAUGCUCAGCCAUUUCAAGAUGGAGUUUGGCGCCUCCGACCCGAGCCAGGUCCUCCAGGACCUCGACUUUGACGGCAUCAGCCCGUGUUGCACGCGCGUCAACAGCCUCGACCUGGGGCCUGAGGAUGUCUGA
This is a messenger RNA of Trichoderma citrinoviride, 486 nucleotides long. RefSeq lists its product as hypothetical. The transcript has a single exon. The record is from RefSeq and is a predicted model, not a curated record. Lineage: Eukaryota; Fungi; Ascomycota; Sordariomycetes; Hypocreales; Hypocreaceae. The coding region runs from base 34 to 486 and encodes 150 amino acids.